UCUUGCUGACGAAUGACUGAACGAGCGCGCUUCUUCUUGCAGAGGGAAAACACAAGUGGAGACGCGCUUAUGUAAGCCGUCUACCUGGGCCCGCAUCAGAUUGUCGUCCUCAGCGAGUUGGUGAUUGAUUGCCCAGGCUCAAAACACCACUCCCCCUCCAACGCCGACACCAUGUCGCGCCGUCUGGUCUCUUCGGUCCGCCUCGCUUCGCAGGCCCGCCUUACCCCGUGGCAGGGGCUCGUCUCACGAUCGUCUUCUUCGGUGCUUCACAUGUCGCAAAGACAAAGCUCGACGAACACCAGCCCGCCGUCUCCCUCUGCAGCCCCUUCACCAGCACAGACACAAGCUCAAGCUCAAGCUCAAGCCCAGGCUCAAGGGCAAGCGGCGGCGGCGGCAGCACCAGCUGCAGCGACAGCACAGCGCCCAGCCACAUCGGACACGGCCGAGCGCAACGAUCGACGCCGGCACGGCUACUUUUACCGCGACAUCCUGCCCCCGUUUCUGCGCGUGCUGGCCUAUGGCUCGGCCGCCUACUUUGCCCUGCACCUCGCCUGGCAGUACCUCGAUGGACGCGAACAGAAGCAGCUCGAGGAGGAAGUCCGGCGCGAGCUCGAGGAGGAGGUCCGGCUGCGCGUCGAGGCGCAGAAGGAGCGGGAGCAAAAGCGAGCCAAGGGCUGGUUCAGCUGGUUCGGCGGGGGCGCCGCUGCUAGCAAGUGAUGGAAGACGCUGCGAGCGGUUCGGGGUUCUUUCACCUGUCACGAUUGUCUUUUGUCACGACUGUCUCGAAGGGAAUUACCAGGCUGAUCUUGUGAUUGAGUGAGAGAGCGUUGUACACCAGUGUGAGCUCCCUGCUUUCCAUCCACGAAAGCGGGAAUCUCCUGGACCCUCAGCCGACCAAUGCUCGGACCCUACCUGAUCCUAGGAGCUUGGUCCGUCCUUCUCCCCAUGAAACUUCUCAGUCAAAAAGUACCGUUCACGAGUAGUGUUCAUAUGAGCUUGCUGCUCGUUCCACGCGCGACACACACGCCUCGGAAAAAGAG
Acaromyces ingoldii is the source of this 1040-nucleotide messenger RNA. RefSeq lists its product as hypothetical. Bases 172 to 717 code for a protein of 181 amino acids. The record is from RefSeq and is a predicted model, not a curated record. Lineage: Eukaryota; Fungi; Basidiomycota; Exobasidiomycetes; Exobasidiales; Cryptobasidiaceae. The transcript has a single exon.